CCGUAAAGCGUUUUGCCAGCUGAUUUGUCGAUACGCCUCAGCCGGGCCGAGCCGGGCUGGGGCAAAGGGGAUGCUGAUGAUGCAGGAACCCGGGCGGCGAGGCCGUUGAUCGAGAGAGAGAGAGAGAGGAGUUUCCCAAAUGCGCUGGGCCGCUCGGGCCGUACCGGGAGCCGACCGUAAACACACACGCGGAGAAGAGCGGAGCGUGAGGAACCAUGGCCUCGGUGAAGGUGGCGGUGAGACUGAGACCCAUGAACCUGAGGAGAUACUUCUUUAAGUUCUGGGACCAGCAGCUGAACAGAAACUGACAACAAUCAGGAUCAGAUUGGAUAGGUGGAUAAAGGAAAAGGUGUUGAAAGGAUAUGGCACCAAAAGAAAAGGAUUUGGAUGCCAAGUACAUCAUACACAUGGACGGAAACAAAACAACAAUCACAAACUUAAAGAUCCCAGAAGGAAAUUCAGGAGAUUCUGGACGUGAGCGGCUAAAGACAUUUACGUAUGACUAUUCUUACUGGUCUGCUGAUUACAGGAGUCCCAAAUUUGUAUCCCAGGAAAGGGUUUUCAAGGAUCUUGGCACUGAUGUCCUUGAAGCUGCCUUUGAAGGCUACAAUGCAUGCAUAUUUGCUUACGGCCAGACUGGAUCUGGCAAAUCAUAUACAAUGAUGGGAAACCCGGAUGAUGUAGGCCUGAUACCUCGAAUUUGUCAAGGGCUAUAUGACAGAAUUGCAGGGAAAUCUAGGUGGGAUGAAGCUUCAUUUCGCACAGAAGUAAGCUACCUGGAGAUUUAUAAUGAACGAGUACGGGAUCUGCUCAGGAGAAAGUCAACCAAAACGUACAAUUUAAGAGUAAGGGAACAUCCAAAGGAAGGUCCAUAUGUAGAGGAUUUAUCAAAACACUUGGUGCAGAAUUACAGCGAUGUGGAAGAACUCAUGGAAGCUGGAAACAUCAAUAGAACCACUGCUGCCACAGGGAUGAAUGAUGUCAGCAGUCGUUCCCAUGCCAUUUUCACCAUCAACUUCACUCAAGCCAAAUUCGAUGCUGAAAUGCCUUGUGAAACCAUUAGCAAGAUCCACUUGGUCGAUCUUGCAGGAAGUGAAAGAGCAGAUGCUACAGGUGCUACUGGUGUAAGAUUGAAAGAAGGAGGGAAUAUUAAUAAGUCUUUAGUCACACUGGGAAAUGUUAUUUCUGCUUUGGCUGACUUGUCUCAGGACAGGUCAAAUUCUCAAGCAAAGAAGAAACAAGUGUUUGUGCCUUACAGAGACUCCGUUUUGACUUGGCUAUUGAAAGACAGCCUUGGUGGAAACUCAAAAACCAUUAUGAUUGCCACCAUUUCACCAGCAGAUGUCAAUUAUGGGGAAACAUUGAGUACACUUCGCUAUGCAAACAGGGCCAAAAACAUCAUCAACAAACCUACCAUUAAUGAAGAUUCUAAUGUCAAACUCAUUCGUGAGCUCCGUGCUGAAAUAGCACGACUGAAGGCUUUACUUGCACAGGGGAAUCAGAUUGCGUUAUUGGAUUCUCCGACAGCUUUAAGUAUGGAGGAGAAGCUUCAACAAAAUGAAGCUAGAGUAGAGGAACUGACCAAAGAAUGGACGAAUAAAUGGAAUGAAACACAAAAUAUCCUUAAGGAAGAAACAUUAGCUCUUCGAAAAGAAGGAAUCGGUGUGGUUUUGGACUCCGAGUUACCUCAUUUGAUUGGUAUUGAUGAUGACUUGCUUAGUACAGGAAUUAUUUUGUACCAUCUUAAGGAGGGCAAGACCUAUGUUGGACGUGAAGAUGCCACUACUGAGCAAGACAUAGUUCUCCAUGGCCUUGACCUAGAAAGUGAACAUUGUAUCUUUGAAAACCUCAAUAAUAAAGUAACCGUAAUACCAUUGAAUGGUGCACAAUGCUCAGUCAAUGGAAAUCACAUUGAAGAAGCUACUCAACUAAACCAAGGAGCUGUCAUACUCCUGGGGAGAACCAACAUGUUCAGGUUUAAUCAUCCAAAGGAAGCUGCUAAACUCAGGGAAAAAAGGAAGAGUGGACUGCUGUCUACUUUCAGUUUGUCUAUGACAGACCUUUCUAAAUCCUGUGAAAGUCUUUCAGCCGUCAUGCUUUACAAUCCAGGACUUGAGUUUGAGAGACAACAGCGAGAGGAAUUAGAAAAGCUAGAAAACAAGAGGAGACUAAUAGAAGAAAUGGAAGAAAAACAGCAAUCAGAGAAGUCUGAACUAGAGAGGUUACAGCAGGAAGUAGAGACACAACGCAAAGAGACUGAAAUUGUGAAACUUCGUAUCAGGAAACAAGAAGAAAGCCUGAAACGUCGAAACUUGGACAUUGAAAGCAGGCUUAAAGACUUGAUGGCUGAGAAAGAGAAGUUUGAGGAAGAGCGGCAAAGGGAGCAAGAAGAAAUUGAACUGCAAAAGAAAAAGCAAGAAGAAGAAAUUUACAUACGGGUUCAGAAAGAAUUACAGAAAUUGCAGGAGCUUCAUGAGCAAGAGAAAGCGGGUAAACUGGAAAUUCUCAGAGAACUGGAGAAACUGAAAAGAGAAAAGGAUGAGCGUAGCCUAAAACUAGAACUGGAAAAGAGAAGGCUAGAAGAAGAAGCAAAACAUCAACUGAUUCUUGUAACACGUCUGGGAGAACAGCUCAGAGAAAAACAGGAAACUAUCCAACUGCUCAAACAAGGUGAUGUGCAGAGCAUAGAUGAAGAGAAAAAUACCCUUGAGGAAAUUAGGGAAGUUCUUCUCAAAGCCAAAGAAGCUAGGCCUGCCGGAGGUGAGGAAGUUAGAUCUACCGGAGAUGAAGAGGCUAGACCUGAUGGAGGUGAGGAACCUGAAGAUGUCCAAAGAGCAAAGCAAAGAUACAUGGAUCUGAAAAGAAUACAAUUGGAAAAGUUCACCACUUUGGAACAAAAUGUCUCCUAUCAAAAAGAGCUUCUGGAAAAGGAAAUUGCUCUUGACCGUGAAGUUCUUGACCAGCUAAGGUAUACACAUCAGGAAUCCGUGAAUGGCUGUCAAAAGGAGGGUGAAAGUAUUGCUUUAGAUUCAGUCAAGUUGUUUGAAGCAGUGGAGAAACAGAAAGAGGUUGAGCAAAGGAUGCUGAACAAAGAACGGCAGCUAGAUUAUUUGAUGGGAAACCAUUUGCCAACACUGUCAGAGGAAAAGCAAAGAGCUGCAGAAAUUCUCGACCGAGGCCUGCCUAGUUUGGAUGUUGUACUUUAUGAGACAGAAAAAGAAAUUGAAGAAAAAAAGGAGCAGCUAGCACAGUACAGAGCUAGCAACGAUCAACUUCAACAACUCCAACAAACGUAUGAAUUUACUGCUAAUAUAGCUCGACAGGAGGAAAAGGUUCGAAUGAUUGAAAAAGAGAUUAUUGAAUCAAGAGAAAAACAACAGAGAGAGGCAUUGGAGCAAGCUGUAGCGAAAAUAGAAAAGAGGCAUUCUGCUCUUCAGCGUCAUUCUGCCAUUGACUUAGAGAUUGAGGAGCAGAGACAAAAACUAGCAACAUUAAAUGACUGUGAAGAAGCAGAUCUUCGCAAUAGUCUAGAGGCGGAGCAGAAAGCCCUGGAACAAGACCGAGAAAGGCUAGAGCAAGAAAUUCAGCAACUGAAGCAGAAGAUUUGUGAAAAUAAUGUGGCUCUAAGGAUCUGUGGAACUGUCGAAGAAAAAUCAUCCCAUGCCAGUGGUCCGGCCAGCCCUAUAAGAUCUUCAGCAACUACGACUCCAGUAGCUGAUGAUAGGAUAAAUGCAUUUAUUGAAGAGGAAGUUCAGCGACGACUAGCAGAAAAAGCAAAAAUACAAAAUAGGCAUGAAAUAAAUGAUAUACUUGACCUCUCCCUGUCCACAGAGCAGGAAAACGGAAAUCUUCAGAAUAGCGUGAACCAGCGCAAACUGAAGUAUAAGCGCUUAUUCUCUCGAAUGCUGGAGACUGAUCCAGACAGCCUGAAGGAUCCUAUUAAAAUUAGUAUUCCCCGUUAUGUCUUGCGCGGACAAGGAAAAGAUGAACACUAUGAGUAUGAAGUGAAGGUAACCAUCCUGGAGGACACUUGGACAGUGUUUCGACGAUACAGUCGUUUCAGAGAACUGCACAAAAUAAUGAAGGUGAAAUACCCAGAGAUUGGCGGCCUAGAAUUCCCUCCAAAAAAGUUGUUUGGUAACCGGGAUGAAAGAGUGAUCGCUGAGAGGCGAUCCCACUUAGAGAGAUACCUCAGGAACUUCCUCACUCUGAUGCUAAAGUCUCCAACUUCACCAAUAAACCCACACAACAAGGAUUUUACACUAUCAAAGCAUACUCUGUGUGAGUUUACACCCUUCUUCAGGAAAGGAGUUUUUGACUUCAGCAGUCAUGGGACUGGGUAAUGGUAUAAGACAACUGGAAGAUUUACUCCAUUUUUUAUUUAAAUGUAUCAGGACCAAACGCAGUGCCUUCUCACCAUCAGACUAGAUUUUCUAAACAAACAAGCAGAUUAUCUAGCAUCCAGCAGUCUUAUUAUGAAAAAUAUCAAAAGUUUCUUCUGUUUACAUUUUAAAAUAAAGCACCAUCAUAUGCUGUGUAAAAAUAGCAUAUGUACAGUUAAUAAGUCUGUCUAGUGCUAAAAAUGAUUUAUUCAAUGGACUACAGUGGAAGAAAAACUCUCCAACAACUAGAGGCAAAAGCUCACAUUGCACCAGUCCAGCAGGGAAUGACUGAUAAUUGCAAUGCUUCAUGCCACAAGCCAAACUGUGUUGAUCUAGGGUAGUAACAAUCGUUAAAAAUACCAAAUGAUGCAUUUCUUUUUCCGUAGUUAUCACCAAAACUAUUCCAGUGUGAACCAUUAGCUGAAUUGCUCCAGUCACCACUAAGUCCCUAACCAUUAUAAAGGUAUGAAGAGUCCAGCUUUAAAAGUAACCUUUUUGGAAAUACAUGGACUUUAAUCAUGGACUUUACGUCUUUAGUUUUACUGAGAUGCUUUUGGCCAAAAAAAUGGAACAAAUGCUUUUGAAAGAUGUUUAACUAAUCACAGGCCCAUUUGAUAACUGCUCUACUCAUCUAAUAAAAGUAUAUUUAACAAGUACAGUAAUAUCUGUGCCUACUUAUAGUGGCCCAAUGGUGUAUAAUUGUUUAAACUGAUGUGGAUCCCACAAUGUUGCUUUCACUGUCUGAUCCUCAAAAUGUUGCAAAGUUUAAGUUGAACUAAGUUAGCGACUCACCUUGAUUUUGAAGUGGCCUGUUAUGGGCAGCAAUGGCCACCUAACUGUUGUAGAAAUCAUUUCCCUAUAUGGGCCAUUUAUGGCUAUAACAGGUUACUGCUCGAAAUGUGUAGAAUGUCUUUUAGGAAAUCACACUGGGGAACAUUUUGAAUCAAUGCCACAAAAUAUUUUGUUAUUACCCAUGAAUAGAUAUCUCAAGCUUUCCAGCAUUUUUAAUUGAUUCUGGUUUAAAGUUAAUUGUACGUUUAAAAGAAUGCUUCCUUCCUUAAAAUCACUUGGCCUUCCGAAAUUUAAGUGAGAGUUUGAGUUGUUGAUGGGCUGUGUAAAACCUUUGGAAUGGAGUUUCAUCUCUGGCAUUGGCACAGAAUGGACCUCAUCAGAUCAGCUGACUGCUUUACUCAGCACCAGAUAUUCGUUCCACUGCAGACAGUGAAACUAAAUAUCAGACACUGCAUAUAACAGGCAGCUGAUCUGAUGCUCCCUACCCCAGUCUGCACCACCACCUAAGACAAAUCCCUAACAUUUUGCAGACAAGUAAAAAUAAGUGGAACAAAUAUUUUUUUUAAAAACUUGUUCAUUUCACUGACACAGUGUUGUUUUAAGAAACAAUCCAUUCCUACUGAUUUAGUAAACAAGCUUACAUAAUGGGAUAACAUUAUAAUAGGCACUUAUUGUAAAAGCUGGGUUUUCAACUAAAACUUUGUAGCUCCAGGAAUUGUACAAAUGCACAUGUUUCAUGUCCCAGUUGAAUUGUAUUGUGCUGUUCACAUCACCGGGCUCUAACUUCCUUUGCAGUAGCAAAAGCAGAGCUCAGUAUUGCAACCAGAAAUUUAAAUCGAGUUGUGUCAGCAAUGCAGCAGAAUACUUGACUUGUGGAUCUGUUUCUUAAUUUGUGUGAAGGCAAAAUUGGGGAGCACACCAGGGAGUGAGAUGUCGGAAUUCUUGGCUUGUUUCCACUUUCAAUAUUUAAAAUGCAGGACUUGCCACGCUGUGGUAAUGAUUUAUACUCUGCACAGUCAACAACAACAACUUGCAUUUAUAUAGCACCUUUAAUGUAGUAAAACAUACCAAGCUGCUUGACGCUUGACCUGGUGACCCUUUGAUCACUUGCUGAGACUGUUGACUUGAGUGGGGUGCAACUAUAAGACUCCAUUCAUCCUACUGGGUUAACUAUGUCUGAGAAGUUACAGAGAUUCUAAGCUGACUACUACAUCAAGGCAAGCAUGAACAGAAGUGAGUUGUUAAGAAGUACAGGAAAAAUGAGAGAGGUAAUAACAUUAUACAAUUUUGUACAAAGUAUCAUCUUUAUAUGUUAAUGUUUAGUAUAAUUAAGAAGCAGUCAGAAUUGGUGUCAUUUUAGUGUGCAGAAUCACCCAUUCAUUGCAGACUGAAGUUCCAUUGGGCAUCCCUAUUAUUGUUACUGCUUAGUUUUUGUAUCAUUGAUCAAUUAACAUUGUCAGGUAUUUUGAGGUAGCCUUUCAAUAAAAGUGAUAAUCACAUCCUCAACUAAUUAAUUAUUCAGAAAUGUUAUUGAUGGACUUCUGAAAAUAAUUCCUUGAAGUAAAAUAGUUUUUAAUGGUUUUUUUGUACCAUUUCUAAAUGCUGAACUAUUUGCUGGUGAUGUUUAUUUAGCAAAAGCACUGCCACAAUCAAUGCAUAUUAUUGCAGACAUUUGGGGAAAUCACACCAAAGUUUUAAACCGAUUGGUGACAAUGCUUACUUAAUUGCUAUAGUCUACAGUAUAUUGAAGAAUGUUGCUGUGCUGAUCAUAAUUUCUCUCCUUGAUGUACCAUUCAAAUUUUAGUUUACCGCUUGAAGUUAAAUAUGUGUACAUAGUUAUCUUGCAGUUUAAAUAUAUUUGUUUAAUUAAAAACCAUAUUUGCUUCUUUGGCUUUCCAUAAUGGCCUAUGCUUUUUAAUUAUUCAAAGGUUUACAGGUUGUCAUCUCAGUUCAUUAAUCUUCCAUACAAUUAGAAAAUGAUGAAUUAUUCUGAUGUGGAAUAGCAUUCGUAGCUACUUGGUAAAGAACAAAAUGUUGGUUGAGUUGGUGAACCAAAAUUGGUAUGUGGUGACUGGGACACAAUUCAUAAUUCGUUAACAUGUUCUGAAGCCACAAUUUCACAUGGAAUAAAUUACUUUGAAGCGCAGCCCCUGUUGUUUGGAAAACUUGGAUAUCAUUUGUCCAAGAUGGAUUUUAUAGGCUAAAAUUUGAGCUGUAUGUACUGUGCAAUAAAAGUUAAUCCCACCCACACCAAAGGCACCUUAAACUAUUGUCCCAUGAAGAUCAGUUAAAUAGGAAUAGUAUCCCAUGACUUCCAUUAAUUUUUCUGGUAACUUGAUUGCAAAGAGAUGGUGGAAACAAUCCAGAAAUGUUGUAGUGUGUGCUUUUUCACCACGUUAUGGAUGCAAAACUUCUACUGUAUGGAGUUUGUAAUUUCUGUUGUAUAGUCUAUUAGUGAAUAAUGAUCAUUACUACUUUUGAGUAGUUUUCAUGUGAAUGGAGCUACACUGAACAGCUUAUGGUUCACAAGUUUUACGUUUAUAAUGUAGUUGGUGACAAUCAUAAAGUUCUUUAAACCGGUUAUAGUCCUGAUUGUAGGCUGGUUCUAAUACAUGUACUUACCUACUAGGUAGACUGUUAAGUAACAAGGAAACAAUAUAAAUAUUGUACAUGGAAAUAUGAGUAAAGUUUUUUAAAGUAUUUUUUUUAGUAAAUAUUUGAAUUUAUUGAGGGCCCUGUAAUUACCAAGAUGAUCUAUUUGUAAACUGUGUAUAUAAGCAUAAAUAAUGCAAAUCUCAGCCUGAUUCUGCACCUAAUUGUAUAAUCAUUUAUAAUUUAUAACUGCGGUGAAUGCACUUUCUGUGUGUUUUUAUAGUAUUUAAAACUGCUAUUUGUAAACCCACUGACCUCAAAUAAAAUGUUAAGCUGAA
This is a messenger RNA of Carcharodon carcharias (great white shark), 8104 nucleotides long. It is a transcript of the gene kif16ba, whose product is annotated as kinesin family member 16Ba. The transcript is spliced from 27 exons. The record is from RefSeq and is a predicted model, not a curated record. Gene Ontology annotation, biological process: microtubule-based movement. Gene Ontology annotation, molecular function: microtubule binding; ATP binding; phosphatidylinositol binding. Bases 363 to 4343 code for a protein of 1326 amino acids. Lineage: Eukaryota; Metazoa; Chordata; Chondrichthyes; Lamniformes; Lamnidae.